This is a messenger RNA of Lucilia cuprina (Australian sheep blowfly), 1835 nucleotides long. It is a transcript of the gene Gbs-70E, whose product is annotated as glycogen-binding subunit 76A. Gene Ontology annotation, molecular function: protein phosphatase 1 binding; glycogen binding. The transcript has 4 exons. Gene Ontology annotation, cellular component: protein phosphatase type 1 complex. Gene Ontology annotation, biological process: regulation of glycogen biosynthetic process. The record is from RefSeq and is a predicted model, not a curated record. The coding region runs from base 251 to 1450 and encodes 399 amino acids. NCBI's taxonomy places the organism in Eukaryota, Metazoa, Arthropoda, Insecta, Diptera, Calliphoridae.
UUUUAAAUUGUUGUUUUCUUUUAAAUGUUAAUGUUACUUUUAUAAAUAAGAAAAAAACUUUAUCAAUUGUUUGUUGUAUUUAUUUUAAAAACAAAUAUCUCCACUUCCAUAAUAACAACAACUACAGCAUCCCUACAAAUCUCUUUUACUCUCUCUUUCUCUCUUUAAAUCACUUGCAUAUAAAAGUGACAAUAAUAAAUAAAUAAUAAAUAAUUAUCAACAUUAACAGUAAAUUAAAACGUCAAUCAAAAUGAUUUCACACAGUCCACCCAUCUUUAGUCAUAGUCCACCAGUUAGUUUCCUAGCCGACUUCAUGAAUAAUCGUCAAAGUAUAAAUUGUAAUGAUGAACAUAAUCGUGCCUCACGCUAUUGCCGUCCUCAAGUUAUAACUUUAGCCUCCAAGGCCAUGGUCAAUAAUGCUCAACAGCGUUCCACUAGUCCAAAUUUUGGUUCAACCAAUACUAUCACCAGCAAUAAUCGUUUAAUUAACAAUAACAACUUUAACAGCGCUUUCAAUCAGUUCAGCAGCAAUACAACUAAUAAUAGCAGUUCAAAUACCGCACCCGAUAUGGGUCGUCGUUUAGAACGUAUGGUCUCAGCACCAUUGCUGCAAGCACAACCUAAAUCAUGUUUACGCCGUAAAUCCUGCCUACAUAAAUCUACCGCCGAUUCAGUUGAGGUUACAGAUAAAAAUACCGAUACGGAUAGUGUUUGUACGGAUCAGAAGAGUCGUGCCCGCAAAAAAGUCAUAUUUGCCGAUGAUGAGGGUCUAUCACUUACCCAGGUGCGUGUUAUGUCGGAACCCUCGAAUGUGCCACCCUAUUGGAGUAUGAAAUUUUUGGAACAAAUCACUCAGGGUUUGGUAACACCACAUCCGGCCGAUCAGUGGACGGUCGAUUUUAAACAACCUGCCUCAGAUUAUUUAGCUUUUAGACAAUCUAUCGAGAGUAAUUAUGUCUCUUUGGAGAAUGUCAUUGUCAAAGAUGAGGAAUCCAUAGUGGUCGGCACUGUCAAGGUUAAAAACAUCUCCUUCGAAAAAGAAGUCAUUGUACGCGUUACCUGGGAUGACUGGAAGAGUCAACAGGACAUAUUUUGUACCUACAAUAAAGCAUACGGACCGGCCACUUGUGCCCAUGUUAUAUUCGAUACUUUCUCCUUCAAAAUCACCCUACCACCCUCUUCCAAACGUUUGGAAUUCUGUAUAUGUUUCCGAGCCGAUACCCAUGAAUACUGGGAUAAUAAUAAGGGUCUAAAUUAUACCAUCUCCAAAAGAUCACCCUUCUACUAUAAUGCUUUAUCGCCUUACGAUAAAAACUCAUCGGCUUCGUUAAACAAUAGCAAAUCAACAACGUGUCAAAGUCAAAUGAGAUCGGCCCUAACGGAGGCCCUUAAUAAUACAACAAAUGAUUCCAAAAACAAUUGGCAUCAUGAGCCCAGUCCCUAUUGGUAGAGUAGUGGACUGAAGAAAACAAAAAAAACCCUAAUAAGGUUUAUAAGAUUUGAGGUUAUAAUAUUUAUUUAUAAAUUUUAUGUAAAAGGGAACGAAAAGGCUUUUGAUAGCUACUUUUUGGAACUCUUUGAGCAUAAAACAAAAUUGCUCUUAAGCAAAAUAAACUAUACAAAAUAGAUACAAUAUAAAUGUAUAAUUUAGCAACUGCCUAAAAUAAAGGAGUUGUAUUUUGGCGGCUCCAAUUAAGAAAACAAACAAAAACAACAACAACAACAGCAACAAACUAAACUAUAACAAGGUCUAAAGGUUUUAAACCAGACAUUAAUUAAGAUAAUACGAGUAAAAGAGAAGGACUUAGCGGACGGUUUAAACAAAAUAACUAAAA